This is a messenger RNA of Acomys russatus (golden spiny mouse), 3846 nucleotides long. RefSeq names its product cleavage and polyadenylation specific factor 6 (gene Cpsf6). Gene Ontology annotation, cellular component: mRNA cleavage and polyadenylation specificity factor complex. Gene Ontology annotation, biological process: mRNA alternative polyadenylation. The transcript is spliced from 11 exons. Gene Ontology annotation, molecular function: mRNA binding. The record is from RefSeq and is a predicted model, not a curated record. Lineage: Eukaryota; Metazoa; Chordata; Mammalia; Rodentia; Muridae. The coding region runs from base 39 to 1808 and encodes 589 amino acids.
GGCGGCGGCGGCGGCGGCGGCCGAGGCUGAGAGGGAAGAUGGCGGACGGCGUGGACCACAUAGACAUUUACGCGGACGUGGGCGAAGAGUUCAACCAGGAAGCAGAAUAUGGUGGGCAUGAUCAGAUAGAUUUAUAUGAUGAUGUCAUCUCUCCAUCUGCAAAUAAUGGCGAUGCCCCAGAAGACCGGGACUACAUGGAUACUCUCCCACCAACUGUCGGCGACGAUGUGGGUAAAGGGGCAGCACCCAAUGUUGUCUAUACUUACACUGGAAAGAGAAUUGCAUUGUAUAUUGGAAAUCUCACUUGGUGGACAACAGACGAGGACUUAACUGAAGCAGUUCAUUCUUUGGGAGUAAAUGAUAUUUUGGAGAUAAAAUUUUUUGAAAAUCGGGCAAAUGGACAAUCAAAGGGAUUUGCCCUUGUUGGUGUUGGAUCUGAAGCAUCUUCCAAAAAGUUAAUGGAUCUUUUGCCUAAAAGAGAACUUCAUGGUCAGAAUCCUGUUGUAACUCCGUGUAACAAACAGUUCCUGAGUCAGUUUGAAAUGCAGUCCAGGAAAACUACACAAUCAGGACAAAUGUCUGGGGAAGGUAAAGCUGGUCCUCCAGGAGGCAGUUCACGUGCAGCAUUUCCACAAGGUGGUAGAGGACGGGGCCGUUUUCCAGGGGCUGUUCCUGGUGGGGACAGAUUUCCUGGGCCAGCAGGACCAGGAGGGCCACCUCCACCUUUCCCAGGAAAUUUGAUCAAGCAUCUUGUUAAAGGAACUCGGCCUUUGUUCCUGGAAACUAGGAUUCCAUGGCAUAUUGGGCACAGCAUAGAGGAAAUACCCAUUUUUGGCCUAAAAGCUGGACAGACUCCACCACGUCCACCUUUAGGGCCUCCAGGCCCACCUGGUCCACCAGGUCCUCCACCUCCUGGUCAGGUUCUGCCACCUCCUCUAGCAGGACCUCCUAAUCGAGGAGACCGCCCUCCACCACCAGUUCUUUUUCCUGGACAACCCUUUGGGCAACCUCCGUUGGGUCCUCUUCCUCCUGGGCCUCCACCUCCAGUUCCAGGCUACGGCCCUCCUCCAGGUCCACCGCCUCCACAGCAGGGGCCACCUCCACCGCCAGGCCCCUUUCCACCUCGACCACCAGGUCCACUAGGGCCUCCCCUUACACUUGCUCCUCCUCCACAUCUUCCGGGACCACCUCCAGGUGCCCCACCACCAGCUCCACAUGUGAAUCCUGCUUUUUUCCCUCCACCAACUAAUAGUGGCAUGCCAACAUCAGAUAGUCGAGGUCCACCACCAACAGACCCAUAUGGCCGACCUCCACCAUAUGAUAGGGGUGACUAUGGUCCCCCUGGGAGGGAAAUGGAUACUGCAAGAACUCCACUGAGUGAAGCGGAGUUUGAAGAAAUCAUGAAUAGAAAUCGGGCAAUCUCAAGCAGUGCUAUUUCAAGAGCUGUGUCUGAUGCCAGUGCUGGUGAUUAUGGGAGUGCUAUUGAAACUUUGGUAACAGCAAUUUCUUUAAUUAAACAAUCCAAAGUGUCUGCAGAUGAUCGCUGCAAAGUUCUUAUUAGCUCUUUGCAAGAUUGCCUUCAUGGAAUUGAGUCCAAGUCCUAUGGCUCUGGGUCGAGAAGACGUGAACGAUCAAGAGAAAGGGACCAUAGUAGAUCACGGGAAAAGAGUCGGCGUCAUAAAUCUCGGAGUAGAGAUCGCCAUGAUGAUUAUUACAGAGAGAGAAGCAGAGAACGAGAGAGACAUCGGGAUCGCGAUCGGGACCGGGAUCGUGAACGUGACCGAGAGCGAGAAUACCGUCACCGUUAGAAGCUGAAGGAAGAGGAACACCUUCCAAGACAAAACAGUCUUCAUGGGGGAAAAGUGACGCUUGUCCAGCAGUUUGCUUCUUGUGAUUGAACUGAGCCUGUAAGGAAGGAUUCAUGGAUAAACUGAGCAGGAAUAGAUCUGAAUAAAGCAAAUCUGCAUAAAUGGUAACCAGUAGCUCUACUUUAUUUUUUAUGUUGCUUAACUGUUUUAUUUGAAGGAAACCUGUGUGAUUUUAAAAAGUUAAUAGCUUUUGCAACUUUAUUACUGGUUAUAUAUAUUUGGCCAUUAUAAUGUGCAAGCAAUUGGAAAAAAAGUCAAGUAAAUGCUUGUUUUUAUAGUAGUUUGUUCUUGUUAAAAUGUUCAUAUGAUAAUGUCUGUAAACAGCACCACUUUGAUUACAAUAGAUGUAGUGUUGUAAUAAACUGUUUAACGGGGCUGAUGUGUAAAGCUGUUCAAGUUAUUUGAUGUUUACACCUCAGGGAAAGUCUUGUGUUCAGCAAUAUCUAAAGAUAAUGUUACUAUGACAACAUUUUUACUGUCCUUUAAAAAAGCAUUGCAAUAGCGUGUUUGGAUAUGCAUCAAUCUAAUCUUGCGUUCAGUGAAUUAAACAUAACUAAUUAAGUGUCUCUUGCCCUUGAUUUUGAUAUUAGAAUAGGUGAUUACAUGGGUAUUUACUAUUUCUAUAUUCUGCUUUUCUAGCUGUUUUUACCUAGUUAGCUUGUGAUUUUGCUGAAUGGUAUGUAACCGUGUAAAAACUGAAAUUUGACAGAUACAGCAAUCUAGUCAAUGUGUUAGGGGUAAAAAAAAAUUUGAGGUUGUAACAUUUUUGGUAAAAAUUCAUGUAUUUGCUACAGUAGUGCAGCUUAAUUACAACCCAGAUAUACUGAAAAAUUAAUUGAGAACUGCUAGCAUUUAAGAGAGACUUUGAUAAUUCUGAUUUGAUGCAGUAAUUUACUGUAUCAUGCUGAUGGUGCCAUGGGCAGUGUGAAUACGGCCAUACAGCAGAUAAAUGAGUAAAGAAACCCUGUUUGAUAAAGAUUUCUGAAGGGUGUGACGUUUACUAACAUUGGGCUGAUUCUUGAGUGUGUGUUAUAAGGGAUUACAGUUACAUCCUGUCUUCAUGGUUCAAGGAAUUCUAUGUAUAUUCCUGUAACCUUGUUGAUUUACGCUUGUUGAGAGUUAGUUAAUGAGCUGAACUUCUUAAAGCCAACUAUAAUAAAAGGCUGUAUUAAAAGCACCUGGCUAGCAUGUGUUCUGCAAAGUUACCAGACAAAUGGUCAACUCGAUGACCUAUUUUUAUAGAAAGGUAAAAAUUAGAAUUACUAAAUAAAUUUGAAAUAAAAAUCCUUAAGCUAAUUUGUUUUAAAUAUAUUUUAAAGAUCUUCUUACCUAUGAGAGAUCUUUGGAUAUUAUGCAUUGACUUUGAAGUUUGUCUCAAUCUAAGGGCAAUGCCUAAGGUAUGUACCAUGGCUAGAGAGAAUGUGCAGCGUGAGAGAUUUGUACUUCUCUUCAGUUUCAUCGUUUCUGCUUUUAAAGUACUCAAAAAUUAGUUUUAAAACAUCCAUACCACUGCCAGUUCAUUUUAAAACGUUUUGUGAGCAGAGUGUUUGGGCAAGGGAUCAUUGGUGUUUACUAGAAGAACUGUUGUUAGCUCUCAGAAAUGAUUUUUCUUAAGUGUUUAAUCUUGUUGAAAUGUAGUUGCCUUUUUAAUUUGAGAGUUGUAUCAAAAUCUAUUGUUUUGUGUAUAGGUAUUGUAAGUUUUUGUCAUUUCUUAGCUUUUUUUUUUUUUUAAAGUUUAAUUGCAAUACCCUAAUGUGAAGACGUUUGGACAUAGUUUACAAGGGAAAUUAAUUAAUAGUAAGAUUAAAAGGUAAGUAAAAUGUCCACGAGGGUAAAAUUUCUCUGAAAACUUUAAAAAUGGAAUCACAAAUACAUAUACUUGAAAUGAAACUGGAGAUUUUGUACUAUUUUAAUCUUUCAUUGCUUUUCAUUUCUUUCUUUUUUGUUUUUAAAUCAGUUGAACCUUUUGCUUCCUUUC